Messenger RNA from Xyrauchen texanus (razorback sucker), 558 nucleotides. RefSeq names its product uridylate-specific endoribonuclease B-like. Gene Ontology annotation, molecular function: RNA endonuclease activity. Lineage: Eukaryota; Metazoa; Chordata; Actinopteri; Cypriniformes; Catostomidae. The transcript has 3 exons. The coding region runs from base 1 to 558 and encodes 185 amino acids. The record is from RefSeq and is a predicted model, not a curated record.
AUGGCUGGAGGGACACUCCACAUGCAGAACAGCGGCAUUCUCGUUCUUCACCGACGUGAAGAGAACGCUGUGGAACCGGGGUGGACGCCUGACGAAUUGAAUCACAUAGCCGAGUCGGAUGGUCCUGGUCAACCAGCACGACAUGUUGGGAGACCGGACUCAUCUGGUUUUGAGCAUGUGUUUGUAGGCGAGACCAGAGGAGGUCAUACUGUCAUUGGUUUUCAUAACUGGAUUCAGUUGUACUUACAAGAGAAACUUGGACACAUUCACUACAAAGGAUAUAGUGUGAAUGCCAACUCACCUCAGCCGGAUGAGAAUAAGCACAUGUUAGCCCUCCAGUUCAGCUGGAAGAAUGGUAUUAAACCUAAAGGAAGCAUCUUCAUUGGUGUGAGCCCUGAGUUUGAGUUUGCCCUGUACACUCUGUGUUUCCUCACAUCCCCAAACGAGUGCGUGAAAGUCUCCUUUAAUGUCUAUGAGGUGGAGAUAGUCUGUCAUCACUACAACCAGAAGCACAUAGGCACCACCUAUCCUGUCCUUACGAAGUACCUUAAUGUAUAA